Molecule: messenger RNA, 888 nt
Organism: Rotaria sp. Silwood1
Lineage: Eukaryota; Metazoa; Rotifera; Eurotatoria; Philodinida; Philodinidae
Source: the annotation of a GenBank genome assembly
AUGCAUUUAAUUUUAAUGGAAAACAAAAAUCAUAUACAUAUUUCAAAUGUUUCCUCAUUAACUAAUAAUUCAAAUAUUGAAACAAAUACAUCGCCAAUUUCAUUUGUCAUAUCAACUUCUAUAAAUCCUUCAAUAUCAUCAUUAGAUCAUACAAUAUCAAAUAAAACCUAUUCCGAAAAUCUUGUUAUUAUUCAGCCAACAGUCAAUAAAUUAUUAAGUGAAACGAUAAAACAAGAAGAAUUUGAAAAUCAAUCUAUUGAAGAAGCGUAUUCAAUAAGCAAUCGAUCAAACACUAAUAUCAGUCAAUUACUACCGCCACCAACCGUAGUCACAGCUAUUCCUCUUAAACCACGUGAAACUUUAAAUAGUGUAUCAACUGUCCCAAUGACAAAUACUAGUAGUCAUCUUAUGUCAACAUUAAAUCCAGCUCAUUUAUCAGACAGUGCUGGAUCAUAUUUUGUUUCAGGAUUGAGUGAUCUAGCAUCAAAUUAUAAAUUAAAUCCAUCAUCAAAUACUGAUUUGCCAUCUCCAUCAUCUUCAUCUAAUUCUUCAAAUCCUCCAUCAUCAAGUCAACAACAACAUCAGCAACAGCAACAACAUCAUCUUCAUCCGCAUCAACAUCAUCAAGUAAGACGACAUGGAGAAGGUAAUGAUCCAACACGAAAACGAGAAAUGCGUUUGCAAAAAAAUCGUGAAGCAGCUCGUGAAUGUCGUCGUAAGAAAAAAGAAUAUAUAAAAUGUCUCGAAGAACGUGUAGCUGUACUUGAAACUCAAAAUAAAGCAUUAAUUGAAGAACUAAGACAAUUAAAAGAACUUUAUUGUCAACGAGAAGAAACAAAUAAUAAAAAUAGUUCUAAAACAACUACAACAACAUCAGCAACACGUUAA